AUGUCACUGGACUUUGGCGCCAAUUUUGAUGUUGAUGCGUUCUUGUUUCACGAGGACCAGCUUCGCAGCCACGCGACUAUUGUCGGCCCCGAUCCGGGCUACGGGCAUCUCCAGGAUCCUCUGCUCGGCUGCCUGCCCUCUGGCACAAGGCCGCGGCUGACCAACGGCGCCGAUCAUCUCGCGGUGUACGAGAAGUUCAUCCGCGACCACAUCCAGCCCGAUGCGUAUGUGCGUAUUGUCGGGACACCGCGCAGGCUGACCAUGUUCAACCUCUCAGUAAGCAACCAAGGCGAUGCCCGUGGUGUGAUUGAUGCCUUGGUCGGGUUCCGACUCCAGAACCUAGACGCGGAGAUGUCCAUAGUCGCGUCCAAGCUGGGGCCGUCAGAGUUCCAGGAGACGCUAGAGUUCUGCAAGUACCUCGAGAUCCUCGCGGACAAUGACAUCCAUGUCGACAUGUUCGCCAGUACCGAUUGCCCGACACGCCAGGUGAUGCAUGCUAAGGGUAUCGUCAUCGACAGUCAGGUGCUGUUUAGCACCGGUGCCGUCAUGGACACGAAGCCCAUCAACAAGGCGGAUUUUUCAAUCGAGCUUCCGCGGGCCGCUGCCACAACGUUCCAGCACUAUACCGACGAGCGCCGCGCAGAGCUCGCCGCGGAGCUCGCGAAGCUUGGAGUGGUGGUCAACGACCCAGUCACGGGCUUGACAUACAUCAGUCGCGCACAAGACGCGUUGAUCCGCGGCGCCACCCACCAACUGAUUGUCAGUCUCUCCGAGCUGGUCGAUCCUGCGAUGACCCAAGCCCUGAUCGAUCGCGCCGCGGGUGGUGUCCAGGUGAUAAUCCAGGUUCGCGAGCUCGACCCUGUCUCGGCGAUGUCUCUGGCUGGCGCGAUGCUGCGCGGUUCCAACCUGGUGGUAGAGAACUCGAGUUGGUGGGAGCCUCGUCCACACUUCAACGCCAUCAUUGCUGACGGAGACUUUGCGUACCUCGGUACCUCAUACCUGUGGCCAACUCAGCGCAACAUGGUCCACCACAGCCGGUCGUUGGAGAACGGCGUGCUGCUCCAUGGUGAUGCUGCGGCGAGUGUGCUCGUCCAAAUUGAAGACCUGCGCGCCCGAGCGCAUGGCUUCGCGACUGUCAGUUGCCCGAGAAAGCAGAAGGCUUUAGAUCUCCCCGUCCUAAACCGGUGUGGCCCGCCCCAGGCAGCGCUGGCUGCUGUGCAGCAUUAA
Messenger RNA from Aspergillus steynii IBT 23096, 1227 nucleotides. Its product is annotated as phospholipase D-like domain-containing protein. The record is from RefSeq and is a predicted model, not a curated record. NCBI's taxonomy places the organism in Eukaryota, Fungi, Ascomycota, Eurotiomycetes, Eurotiales, Aspergillaceae. The transcript has a single exon. Bases 1 to 1227 code for a protein of 408 amino acids.